Molecule: messenger RNA, 3810 nt
Organism: Octopus sinensis (East Asian common octopus)
Lineage: Eukaryota; Metazoa; Mollusca; Cephalopoda; Octopoda; Octopodidae
Product: TWiK family of potassium channels protein 18-like
Exons: 8
Coding region: 1957-3648 (563 amino acids)
Biological process (GO): potassium ion transmembrane transport; stabilization of membrane potential
Cellular component (GO): membrane
Molecular function (GO): potassium ion leak channel activity
Source: RefSeq, a predicted model, not a curated record
ACAUAUAUAAACCUUUCUAACACAGAGCAAAACAAAACAAACAACGGUGCUGCGAGACAUUCCUCCGUUCGGCUCUGAUAUCAACAUAUGUACAGGUGCUAUUUGAUAUACUUUCAUUAACUUAUAGAUUAUAAUUGAUUGAUAAAAAGGAAAAAAAACUCAAAAAUAAAUAAUACUUACAUGAAGCUAUCGGGAUAAAAGUUUCAAUAUGUAAAUAAAUAUACAAGCGCUUCACUAUAAAUAUAACGUAAUGAGAUAUUUAUUUUUUUGGAAAGAUACGGGAUGAAAGAAAGAGAGAAAAUAAAAAUUAAAGAAACAGAGAGAAAAGGAAAAAUAAAUAUGAAAGUCUGAAAUGAAAGAAAAGAGAAGUCGUAAUAACAACAACGACAUCAAUAGCAAAAAUACUGUCGGUAACAAGUGAUAUUGUGAAGGAAAACGGCUCGCCUGCUUGUCUCGCAGCAAACUGUCAUCAGUAUGGGAGAAGUGAAAAAUACACGGCGACUGUAACAACAACAACAACAACAACAACAACAGCAUCAACAAUAACAGAUCGAUAAACGAAAUCGAUAUUACCAACGAGUUAACAGGGUAACUUCUUGCUUAUUACGAUCGCCGAAGUUGUUAGAAGUAACAGCUGAAAAUCUCCCUCAAAAUCACACCCGACACGUCUUAAAUAUAGGAAAAUGCAUUGGAUGAAGUUUUUCUCGUUGGUAUACGGAAGGGCGUGAUGAUCACGGAUGGAACGAACGGCUUGAAUCAUAGGUGUGCUCAAUCAGGGCUGACCUGGGUGUCUACUUCAACAAAAAAAACACUAAUAUAUAACUAUAAAGAUAACAGUAAAAAAUAACUACACAAAAAAUACACAAUAUACGGGGAAGUUAUUAUGCACAGAUAGAAAAAUGAUAUAAAAAAAAUGAUAAAUGAAAAAUAAAAGCUACAAAAAUUCCCUAAAGAAAAACAAAAAUAAUGAUACUGAUGUGUGCCCAGAAAACAGACGGAAGUUAAAAAGAAACAAAGCAAAAAAAAAAAACAAACAAAAAAAGAGGAAAUAAAGAAUAGUGUGAGGGUGAGAAAGAGGAGAAAUUGAAAGGAAGGGAGAAGGGAAAACUAGUUAUAUAUACAAGUGUUGAUAAGUACACGUCUUAAUAUAACUGCUGUCUUCUUUACGUGUUGUGAUGGUCAGAUUUAUUACAGGAAAAUAUUAUAUCCCAAACAUAUGAUGCGAUUAAAACCUUGCUCCAGGGUCAAUAAAUUAAUACCAAUCCAUGGAGGUGGAUUGCAGUGACUAUGACAGCCUCCGAUUGGACGCCUCACGAUGCCGUUCAUACAUACGUUAGUCGUUUAACAAAGUGGAUACCUAAUACUCGCGGGGAUGUAGAACAACAUUACACAGAGACAAGCAUUCAAGUCUCCAUAUUUCCAGGGAGAGUGUGCAUCAAGAUAUGUCUCUUCAGCGCUUGACUGGCACUUGUAUUAUCACUUUCGAAUUGAAGCAAGGGAAUAUCUGCUCCUGUGAGGCUUGAACUCAGUACGUAACUAACUACCAAAAGUUUGAUAUCUAACGCUCUAUCGACUCGGGUAAUUAACGAACCAAGAAGUAAACGAAUGAAAACAGGAACAUUUUUAUCAGAUGCUGCAGUCAUUUGAAUUGCAUUCAAAAGAGAUCACUGCUGAUAACUGACAUCCUUUGAAUAUCAACCACUUACGUUCAUCAUAAAUCUUGUCUACAUCAAUCAUCUGUGAAUUAUGAAACUAUUAUGUAAGGAUUAUAAAUUAUUGUGCAAUUUAUGGCAGAAUGAUUGCUGAAUAUAUAUAAGUCUACAUUUAUAAUGAAUGAGGGAGAUAUAUUUCUUGUUAUGCCAAAAUUGUAGUUCUACAGCUGGCAUCAACAGACGUUUGGUACGAAAUCUGUGAGAAGAAUGUUUUUAGCAGCAUCUUUAUCUGCAUUAAUGGAGAAUGGAUGACCUUCAUGUCAGAGACAAACACCAAACAUCCAAACACAUUUCGUCCAGACCGGCUACUGCAAGUAUCAGUGCUGAUAGCGCGGAGCCCGGUGGCUUUGGGUCAGCGAGCGGAAGUAAAUCAGAAGAAAACAGAAAUUCAAACGGAAAUAUCGAAGGAAGUGAAAAUGUCGGUGAAAACAGUAGUGGUCCCAGCGGACAUAACGGUGGUGCUAAUCGCCAUGUUGAAAAUGUCGUCAAUAUUGUUAGUUGCACACAUGAUGAGGACGAAGAGAUGGGAGAUGAUGACGAUGAUGAUGACGACGAUGAUAACAGCAGUAGUGAUUCUGGUUCUUAUUACGCUACUUCGGUCGAUCAGGCUAAUGACCGGUCACCCAAUAGUGUACGUAACAACCAAGAAGAAAGUGCCGUUGUCAUCGUUAGAGACAGCGAUGGAUCCGACGACGACGACGGACAAAAUAUCGAUGACAAUAAUUCCAAAAACAGAGCUAAAAAGCGAAAUUCGUCUAAAUCCUUUUGCUGUAGUUGUUGUUGUUGUUACCGCAAGAAAAGGAAAAAUAGCAAUAUGGCGAAUGGUAAAGAAGUGGUCGAAAAGAAAAAUACUACUCGUGAAUCACAUCGGAAAACUACAAACAGGGUUGUUAACUGUUGCAAAACUUUCAUUACGUUUUUCUUCUCCAAUAUUGGUCUUUGUUCGUUGGUUAUUGGUUAUUCAAUUCUGGGAGGUUUUAUUUUUCAAAAACUCGAAGCGCCCAAUGAGGAAAAUGAACGAGGAACGGUGACUUUGCACCGGCAACGUCAUGUUAUUCGUUUAUGGAAUUUAACAGAGGAGUUAAACAUAUUGCAUGAAGAGAACUGGUCACGUAUCGCUGACGAAGUGCUUUUGGACUUUCAACAGGAAGUAUUUGUAGCAAUUAAAAAACAAGGCUGGGAUGGAAAAGACGGUACGGCUGAAUUACAAUGGUCCUUUGCUGGCGCUCUACUUUAUUCAGUGACUGUCAUAACCACAAUAGGUUAUGGUCAUAUUGCGCCCAAAACAGCCUAUGGCCGCAUCGUAACGAUAUUCUAUGCGCUUGUUGGCAUUCCUUUAACACUGCUCUGUCUAGCCAACCUUGGCUCAGUAUUUGGCACUGGUUUUCGGUGCUUCUACAAACAUGCCUGUCGCUUCUUGUGCUAUCUCUGCUUCAAGAGUGAUUCACCACAACCUAGGAAACCCAUCCGUUAUCGUCCAAACAAUAGAACAAAUUCGGAAGAAGUCCAGGAACCCUUACGUGGAGACCAAGGUGAUAUAAUCGCACAAGAUUCUGAUAACGGUGACUAUGACGAUAGAAAUAUCAACCAAAAAGCCAAAGAGGGAACACGAGUACCAAUACUCGUUAGCAUUAUGCUAAUAGCUAUUUACAUAUUCGGAGGAGCGAUGCUAUUUACUCUCUGGGAGCAAGACUGGGAUUAUUUAAUUGGAUCCUACUUUUGUUUUAUUACAUUAAGUACCAUCGGAUUUGGGGACUUUGUUCCUGGAACUAGCCAUGAUUCGUGGAAAAAUCAAGAAAAACUUAUACUCUGUGCGUUGUACCUAGUUUUCGGACUGGCGUUAAUAGCUAUGUGUUUUGACCUAAUGCAAGAGGAAGUAAAAGCGAAAUGCUUAUGGCUUGGACAGAGGCUAGGCAUUCUCGAUGCAGAAAAUUGAAGAACUGUUAUUUUUUUUCUGUUAUGUUUCUGUUUUGUUAUACUUUCUCUUCGAGGAAGUUAAAUCAUAUAUACGUCACUAGGAACGAUAUUAAAAUACGGAGGAACGAUCAACACAGUUAUAUAUAAGCCUCUUUCAAUAUAAAUAUAUAUAUCUCUGUCA